AUGGUGGAAGUGGAGAAAAUGUCGGACGCCGAGUUGCGCGCCGAAUUGAGCGUUCGCGGCGAAAAUGUGGGUCCGGUGACGGGCACGACGCGCUCGUUGUACGAGAAAAAGCUCAAGAAGCUGAUCGCUGCCGGCGGAAAGGUAAAAUACCGAAAAAUUGGGGGAAAAUCGAGCUUUUCACUAGAAAAUAUAUAUUCGUAAAAAUGGUUUACCAGACCGAAAAACCUCUGAAAAACUGUACAAAUAUCACAAAAAUUGCAAUUUUCCAGACGCCAGUGCGCCCGGCGGCCUCGAAACCGGCUUCUUCGUCGUCGGUCAAGCCGAAACUGACGGCGCCGUCGAAACCGCCCGUCGUCACGAAGCCCAAGACUCCGGACACCUCGCGCCGAUCGAUUCCACGUGGCAACACGACCGUCAACUCGACGUUCAAUCGAUCGGAAGCGGAGGAUUCGGACGGGAACGAGGAAGAAGAAGAAGAAGAGGAAGAGGAGCCGAUUCUGUCGCCCAAGAGCCGCUCCAAACUCAGCUCGAGCUACGUGAGCAUUUCCCGUGGCCGUGCGGUCUCCUCGACGCCCACAAAAGUGAGCCCAAAGACGCCGACUCCGCCGAAAUCCGCCAGACUUCCGCAGGCAACCUCCGCGUCCAAGGUUGGUUUUGAACACAUUUUUUACAUUGAAAAAUCGGGAGAAAUUCUAAUUUUUUACAGACGUCGACGACGAUCCAAACGACGACGAGACUGCCGACGACGCCGCGCACGCCGCUCAACUCGUCGGUGAACGUGCCGGUUCCGAACCUGAUCACGGACUUCACGCCCAGCUUCUCGACGUUCGAUCGUCCCGGGGCCACUCCGCCGCGCAACCGGCUCAGCGUCUAUCAGUCGUCGCGCAAAGUUCUCGACGAUUUGGGCAAUACGACCGGCGAGGAGGACUACGAGGACGACAGCGGCGUCGAGAGCUCCAGAAUCAUCUACCAGUCUUCCGGUAAGGCAUUUUUUUUCAGAAUUUUCUACAUUUUUCCAAAAUUUGUCAGAAAUUUAAAUUUUUGCAGAACCGCAGAGAGGACUGGUUAAAUCGGCGUGGAACAAGGUGCUCGGCUACGGCUUCGCGGCCUCCAAGACUCCGGGGGAGAGCUACGACCUGCGCGCGGGCUCCUCGCGGUUCCACGUGCGGAAGAACGCGCGGACGGGACGCGUGACUGUCCGGCAGUCGAACGUGUUCCUCGAUUCGCUCUGGCUCGCCCUCUACGCAGUCUCCAUCACCGCGCUCGUCCUCCUCGUAGCCUACUUCAUCACCAGUUUCGGAUCGAACGAAAAGGCGUCCAUCUCCGGAUAUUGGGCCGUUCUGAAGGGCGCCGUUCGUGAUUCCGUCCAGUUCUUCUACAAUUACGCUAUUCUUCCCAUCGUCACAGUCGCUCUCGGUACGGCACAGUUUCUGCGAUUUUUAGAGCAUUUUUACCGUUCUCUAUCAUUAUUGUGGCUGUCAGGGCUGGGAAAAUUUCGGCCCAGGCUUUUCGAAGGCUUUUUGAGGCCUGUACUUUUACCCUCUUGCAAUCCUCUCGAAAAGCCCUGCCCAGACUUGAGAAAUUUUGAACAUUUUUUAAUGAAAAUCGCUCCUGUUUUCAGUGGUCCUUCUCGGCGUGGGCCUCUUUUUCGGACACCGCAAGUACAAAGAGACGAAGGAGGUUGAGGAGGCGAAGCUGUACGCACUGAUCGAACGGAUCAUCGAGCUGAUCAAGGAGUCGUCGGCCGACGGAGAGCCCUACGUCUCGCAGCCGCACGUCAGAGACGUCAUGUUCCCUCCCGCCAAAAGGUACAUUUGAAAAAGAAAUGCUGUAAUCGCAAAUCGAAUCAGCAUUUUCUUAAACAUUUUCAGAUUCUCUGGAAAAUUAUUUGCACAAUACACGUUUCCAUUCUUUUUUUGCAGACGUUCGGCGGAGAUGGCGCGCUGGGAGUCGGCGGUCAAGUUCAUCGACCAGAACGAAUCGCGCGUGGCCACCGAAGUUCACGUUUUGGCCUCUGGAAACGAGUGCGCCGUCUGGAAGUGGAUCGGAAAUCAGUCGCAGAAGCGCGUCUGGUAG
Molecule: messenger RNA, 2076 nt
Organism: Caenorhabditis sp. 36 PRJEB53466
Lineage: Eukaryota; Metazoa; Nematoda; Chromadorea; Rhabditida; Rhabditidae
Source: the annotation of a GenBank genome assembly